Molecule: messenger RNA, 4494 nt
Organism: Xenopus tropicalis (tropical clawed frog)
Lineage: Eukaryota; Metazoa; Chordata; Amphibia; Anura; Pipidae
Gene: adarb1
Product: adenosine deaminase, RNA-specific, B1
Biological process (GO): RNA processing
Cellular component (GO): nucleus
Molecular function (GO): adenosine deaminase activity; RNA binding
Source: RefSeq, marked provisional
GACAGAGUGUACGCAGCACCGGGAGGCAUAGACACCGUGUUUCGGCGGACUGGAAAAGGACCGGGGAUCUCGGGCAUCAGCAGAGACAGACAAAAAGGUGGAGUUCUCAUUCACUGGAAACGAAGCAGCGGGGUGCAAGAAGCUGGUUGAGGAGAGCCGCCAGAAUCCCUCCGUCUGCUGAAGAGCAAGCACGUUUCAGCUAAGGGACCCGGCACGACCCUGCACAUCUCUGCUGUCCAAAUCCUGCCAGGCCUGUGCCCUGCUGAGCAUUAGGAGGCAUUCUCAUCAAAUCUAUGGCAGAAGGUAUGACCUGAAUAGAUUACUUUGAAAACACGUUUGAUAACCUUCCAUUGUAAUUUAGCUUCUGCUGAUCUGUCAAAAGAAACCUGGAAUGAAAACACAUUUCGAGUUGAGCGCUAUCCGCCAUUCAAGAAACCAGCAAAAGUAUUUCACAAUGGAUGUUGAUGAUGAAGAGAAUCUGAGUUCAAGCAGCGCCGAUGUUAAGGAAAAUCGCAUGGAUGGAGCUUCAGCAAAAGAAGGAAGUGGCCAAGCCACCGGGGAUGGGGCUCAGCUUUCCAAUGGGAGUGAGGGAAGCAACAGCAGAAAACGGCCUUUAGAAGAAGGCAACAAUGGCCAUUCCAAGUUCCGUCCUAAGAAGAGGAAGAAAAUUCCAGGCCCUGUGUUGCCAAAAAAUGCUCUAAUGCAACUGAAUGAAAUUAAGCCUGGCUUACAGUACAAACUUAUUUCUCAGACAGGACCUGUCCAUGCACCUGUCUUUAUUAUGACUGUUGAAGUAAAUGGGCAAGUUUUUGAAGGUUCAGGACCUACUAAGAAGAAGGCUAAACUUAAUGCUGCCGAGAAGGCUUUAAGGUCAUUUGUGCAAUUCCCAAAUGCAUCAGAAGCUCAUCUAGCAAUGGGCAGAACUCUGUCUGUUAAUACUGAUUUUACCUCUGACCAAGCGGACUUUCCAGAUACUCUGUUUAAUGGAUUUGAAAAACCAGAACAGUCCGAGCAUGUUUUUUUCUUGGGCUCUAAUGGAAAUGAAUCCUUUAAUUCUGCAAAUGACUAUAGCUUAUCGAUGAUUGGAAGCAGUAAUUUUAUUCAGUCUCCCCUUCCAACACCAUCUUUGUUCCCACCAGCUAGUGGAAAAAAUCCUGUAAUGAUUUUAAAUGAGCUUCGUCCUGGCCUUAAAUACGACUUUGUCUCAGAGAGUGGUGAAAGUCAUGCCAAGAACUUUGUGAUGUCUGUAACUGUAGACAAUGAAACAUUUGAAGGAUCUGGAAGGAACAAGAAGCUUGCAAAGGCGAGAGCAGCACAGUCUGCCCUUGCAUCGCUUUUUAACAUGCACUUGGAUCAGACCCCAUCCAGACAGCCUAUUCCAAGUGAAGGCCUACAAUUACAUUUACCCCAGGUUCUGGCUGAUGCUGUUUCCCGCUUGGUUGUGGACAAAUUCAGUGACUUGACUGAUAAUUUUACAUCACCACAUGCACGUCGUAAAGUUCUUGCUGGAGUUGUCAUGACAACAGGAACAGAUGUUAAAGAUGCCCAAGUCAUAUGUGUUUCCACUGGAACUAAGUGUAUUAACGGGGAGUACAUGAGUGAUCGAGGCCUUGCUCUAAAUGAUUGCCAUGCUGAAAUUAUAUCUCGCAGGUCGCUAGUUCGAUUUCUCUACACACAGCUUGAGCUGUUUUUAAGCACCAAGGAAGACCAGCAAAGGUCUAUAUUUAUGAAGUCGGAACGUGGAGGAUUUAAGCUUAAGGAUAAUGUUCAGUUUCAUCUGUAUAUUAGUACAUCGCCCUGUGGAGACGCUCGUAUUUUCUCACCCCAUGAAGCUGGGCAGGAAGACCAAGGAGAUCGGCAUCCUAACCGGAAAGCAAGAGGGCAGCUUCGUACCAAAAUAGAAUCUGGAGAAGGCACCAUACCAGUUCGAUCAAGCAGUACCAUCCAGACAUGGGAUGGGGUUUUACAAGGAGAGAGAUUGCUUACAAUGUCCUGCAGUGACAAGUUAGCAAGGUGGAAUGUUGUAGGAAUCCAGGGAUCCCUGCUCAGUCUGUUUGUUGAACCAAUUUACCUGUCAAGUAUUAUCUUGGGUAGCCUAUAUCAUGGUGACCACCUGUCAAGGGCUGUCUACCAGCGGAUAUCGGAUAUAGAAGAUUUACCCCAUCUUUAUGCACUCAAUAAACCCUUAUUAAGUGGAAUAAGCAAUGCUGAAGCACGACAGCCUGGCAAAGCCCCCAGCUUCAGUGUGAACUGGGCAGUUGGAGACUCAGGCCUUGAAGUUAUUAAUGCUACUACAGGCAAAGAUGAAAUGGGGCGUGCAUCGCGCUUAUGCAAGCAUGCUCUGUACAGCCGAUGGAUGAGAAUUCAUGCUAAGUUGUCUUCCAGUGUGAGAUGUAAAAUCGGGAAACUUAACGUUUACCAUGAUACCAAACAUUCUGCGGUAGAAUACCAGUCUGCAAAAGAAUGUGUCUUCAAAGUCUUUCAGAAGUCAGGACUGGGAGCCUGGGUUAAAAAACCCAUAGAGCAGGACCAGUUUUCUCUAAAUGUUUAAUGCAAUGGACAAAGACCUCCUUUUUUUUUUGUAAUCUUUAAAUUGGCAGGGGUUAUCAACACUAGGUAAAACCAAGGUUUUUUUUUCUUCUCUAACGUGCCAAUCAUCUUCCAUAACCUUUGGACUCUGACUAAAUCAACUUUUUGAGAACAACAUUGCACAAGCAACUCUUUCCCAGGAGCUGGAACAUGUUUUAAUUUAUUCUGGGACGGUUUUUGUGGCUCUGGGCUGCCACCAUCUCCUCAAAGGAACUAUAACUCUGCUUGAUCUCUUCCUGCUGUAAAUUGUACCUGCAUUACAAUAGCUAUAAGGGGCUUUAUCAGUUGGCAGCUGAAUUGAAAUUUUAUGAGAUGUGAUCCAUACACACACACACACACACAUAUAUAUAUAUAUAUAAAUAUAUAUAUAGUUUUUUAUUAUUUUAUUUUUUUAAUAUUGAAGACCUAAUGAAAGCAUUGUCGCUAGUGGAUACACUGUUUUUAAAUGGAAAUCUUUGAUCAAUGUUUAUUUGUCUCACACUUGUUAGUUGAAGACGAAUCCACUGUUCACACUAAUGUAGCUAGCAAGAUGUGUAGGGUAAAUGAACUUGUCAUACCUUGCUUUACAUAGAGUUGUGUUUGGAGAAGUAGGCUUGCAAUCACACUCCUGCUCUCUUACUGAAGGGUUUAAACCAGCUGCUAAGCAUUAGUGUCCUCAAUGUCUAUUUAUUUGUGUGAUUCCAUUUUAAUAUGCAGCUUUUAUUCACUAGUUCUCAUUUAGGCGAGUUCGUUCUUUAUAGCAUUGCAAACUGGAACAAAAGUGCAUUUGUAUUUUUCUGAACUCAGAUGUAGACAUAGCUAUAAAAGAAAUCUAUUCAGAAUUAUAUUGUUUUGCCGAAUGUCCUUUGUAUAGUGUGAGAAUGAUAUUUACAGUGUUAUAGGCAGUGACUAACUAGCUCUGUAGCAAAUAACUAGUUCCAUAGAAAAGUAACGUGUGCACAUUCUCUACAAGUAGCAUCAACGGCAAAAGAAAAUCCGAUUAGGGUCUGGAAAGAAAAGGGUGUCACUGUAUGUAAUCUUAGUCUUGCAUACAAUAGUGUCCUUAUAUUAAGAUAUUAUAUUAAACUGUUUUGAGUGUUACAAACAUUCCGUUUAAAUGUUAGCUCUUAUUAGCAUGUCUUUACUUAAUGGGGAAAAAAACUUGUAAGUCUUACAACUCCAUUAGACCAGAUGUAUUACUCGUUUGAGAGAGGAAAGGAAAAGUGUCUAUGGUUUGCUUGAAAUAUAGUGAUUCUGCUAUAAGGCCAGUUCUUGUGAUGCAGUCUAGCAGAUAUUUGUCUGUCAAAAAAGGAUGUACACAGAACAUUCACAAUUUAUUCAAAAGUAUUGCUAUGAAUCCAUCAAAAUGUAUUAUACAGAGAAAAUUCUAUAUUAAUCCCAGUGGUUUUAGUAAUGGCUAUGGUAAUUCACUUAUGAGCAACACGUGCGUAAGGUAUGUAUUAAGGAAAAUCCUACCGUCUGUGCGCCCAUAUGCUUUGUCUCAAAUACAGAAUAAACUGUAUAAAGAUUGUAUCCAGAUUGGCAGGGAUUUAAGCGUGAAUAUAUAUUUUAUAAAAUGUUUGGUCUGCACUCUUCAGUUUACAAUUCUUCAUACUUUGUUUUUAUUUCAGUCUAUAGGAACCUUCUCAGAAUACGUCUGUGUGCCGCGGUUUUAUAGUUGUUGCUGUUUACAAAGUUUAACUUGGUUGUUGUUUCUAAAUGUCUGGAACAACAAUUUAGUGCCCGCUAAUGUUAAAAUGUGAUAUUUAAAGUGGAAACAACUGUAAUAGAACUCAUGUUUGUUUUACUGAAAUAUUAAGCUGAGAAUAAUGAACAAAUGAACAAACAAAAUCUGUGCUGACAUCGUUAUUGCAGGGCUGAAUUCUGGAGCCAAUUAACUGUAAAUAAAACAGUUAUUAGAAAUUG